Messenger RNA from Coniophora puteana RWD-64-598 SS2, 2358 nucleotides. RefSeq lists its product as uncharacterized. Bases 1 to 2358 code for a protein of 785 amino acids. NCBI's taxonomy places the organism in Eukaryota, Fungi, Basidiomycota, Agaricomycetes, Boletales, Coniophoraceae. The transcript has 8 exons. The record is from RefSeq and is a predicted model, not a curated record.
AUGACAUAUGUUCCCUACCACGCGUACGAAGGCCCAACGGCUCCACCCUCCGAUCUCGGGCGUCCCGGCGACACCUUCCUAGACACUGAAUCAAGCGAGCUGUAUGCGCGGCAAAUCGGCAAGUGGAUGGAAUGGCGAGGACCUGUUCCCAGCAAGAGAACGAUGGCGUCCCAACUCAACGAGACGACUUGGUCAGAGUUCAGAUCGCUGCUCAUAGCUCACCCAGAUUUCCCCCACGCCGAUAGAUUACUGUGGUGUGACGGACAUGAGAUGGGAUGGUUCGGUCGCCCGGCUAUAUCUGGAAAAAGGAAGGAUAUGUUCGAGGAAAUGGAGUUUGGUCUGGACGACGUUGGAAACGGGAGGGCGGUCGUGAAGAGAUUGCUAGAGACGAGGGCGAAAGGAGGCAAACGGGUGCACGAAGACGCUCCUCCUACCGUGAAGUCUCACAAGAAGUCUCGAGCCAAUACCUCCAAGGCUCAAAGAGCGGAUGAUAUCAUUCACUCCGCGACUUCUGUUUCCACAACAAGGACUCUCGACGUUGCGCCCGUGGAUGACAUGAUGAAAGUCUUUGGGAAAGCAAUGGAACACGCACUCGGAGCCCAGGUGCAAACACAAGAGGGUGAGCUGAAGACAGCUCAAGUCAAGAUACAGGCACUAGAACAAAGGAUAUCCGAACUUCAACUCAAGCACGUUAUGGAGCUCAACCGGCUGCAGAACCAGUUAGCUGAUGAGAACGAGCAAAGGCUGCUCGCUGAGACGGGACUUGCUCGCGAGGUCAAAGGUCACAAGAAAGUACAAAAGCGGUACGACAAACUGACAGCCAACGUCCAGCGAAUGCAUUCUGCACGCUCCGAACGACCAUCACACUUUACCCACCUCGCCGUUCGCGCCCAGCACUCGCUUAUUUCCAUCAUGGUCUUUCAUCCCUACGACACCAGACGAGAGCAGUACGAAAUGGUAGCCGGAGGUGCAGCAUUCGUCAUCUCAGGCGCAGUUGACCUUGCGUCUCACAAAAACGACUCUGGACCCGCGUCUCAACGAGUCGUAGCGAUGAGCUUUGAAUCGUUGCCGGAGGUCUUGACUCUGUUCCUCAGCUUUCUGGUAACCAUCACGACGGAGGCUAUUGGCUAUGUUCAUGGUGUAACACUUCGUUCGGCUCUCACCGAAGAGAACCGGCUUCACUUCAAUAACAAGGCGCGGCUCUUUACAGCAACACGCAAACGUCGGAUAACAGGGCCCAAUGGUCUCUAUUGUAACAUUCUAACGGCAGCGCUCUUCAUCCUAUCCACCGUAUCGGCAACCUGUAUCUUUACCAAACAAUCGGAUGAUAAUGCACUCCUUGUCAGUCUUGUCCCCAUGAUUACUUUGGGGAUCUGCCUCGUCGUCCAAGCCUUGAUUGCUGCCUACGGCCUCCACACAACUAGGAUAAUCACAUGGGACAGCACUGCUCUCGGGACUACUCUUGCGCUGUCCCGUCUUCGCAUCAUCCACCACACCAAAGGACGCUGCAUGUGCAAUGUCACUCACCUCGGUAGUGGCCCAUGCCCUCUGAAGCCUUCGCCAUCCCAGCCGUCCGCCUGGCAAGCCCGCCGAGAUGUUCGCGUGACCAUGAUAUCCAUGUGGAUUCUCACGGGCGUUUGCGCAGGAUUCGGCGGGAUCUUCAUGUACAACAGCAGCCCAUACCUCGGCGACAUCGCCCCAACAGGCUGGACUCUCAUCGCGAGACCCGGUUCCCCUUCGGCAAGUGUGUUCCUUCACAACACCGAGGGCCAGGUUUGGUUCUCGCUCUUCGGCCUCCUGUCUAUCAUUCAGGGUUCGCUUGCACUCGCACUCCACCAAGCCGGCAAUGUCGCCAGUGCACUGCGCGACGAGCAAGUCUGGAGAGAAACGACCAGUGCUAAGGGAUCGCCGCUGGAGACGAGCAUUAUUCGAGCCAUUCUCAGUCCCCCCUACUUGCUGCUACUAGCCUCGAAGCCUAUCCUUCACUGGAUGAUGAGUUUGGCCAACACCGUAGUGAUAGGGCUCGAGAAUCCUGGAGAGCUAGCUUGGCACUACGUUUACCUGAACGCAUAUCAAUACUGGAAUCUGAGCAUUGCAGCUGCCGUUCUGUCUGCAGUCUUCACGGUUCUGGUUCUUCUUCGCCCCCGAGGACCGCAGCCAGCUGCCUAUGGUCACUUCCAGACGCUCGCAAAUCUUAUCGAUGAGUGGCCUGACCAGGGCGACGAACAGAGCCGUCUCUUCUGGGGCCACAAAGGAGAAUACAAAGAAGAACUGGAUGAUGACGUCAAAACAGUAUUUCACGCUGGAACGAGCGAGAAGCCAUUGGAGACAGUGAGGAUUGGUGAAACAUACGCGUAA